Messenger RNA from Centropristis striata (black sea bass), 2806 nucleotides. RefSeq names its product potassium voltage-gated channel, subfamily F, member 1b (gene kcnf1b). The transcript is spliced from 2 exons. The record is from RefSeq and is a predicted model, not a curated record. NCBI's taxonomy places the organism in Eukaryota, Metazoa, Chordata, Actinopteri, Perciformes, Serranidae. Gene Ontology annotation, biological process: protein homooligomerization; potassium ion transmembrane transport. Gene Ontology annotation, molecular function: voltage-gated potassium channel activity. Gene Ontology annotation, cellular component: voltage-gated potassium channel complex; membrane. The coding region runs from base 135 to 1454 and encodes 439 amino acids.
UCUGUGCCAUUCAGUGCAUCCAACAGUCUGAAAAGGAAACAUUUACGCGCCGAAAUAAUGGACAUCAACUGUGGUUAGUACGCUCUACUCUAACAUUAUAGGACACAUAUUUAUUCAGUCAGAUAUUUAGUAAAAUGUGGACAGUUCCGAAGCCAAAAUAUAGACGUGGUUCGUGUGACGAAGGGGAGAUCGCUGUGAACAUUGGCGGAGUCCGGGUGGUGCUCUUCGGGGAUGCUUUGAACCGGUACCCCGAGAGCAGACUGGCGGAGUUGUUGAACUGUUCAACUGAGAAUUCUGAAGUUAUCUCAUCGCUUUGUGAUGACUUCGAUCCGGGCAGAAAAGAGUUUUACUUUGACCGAGAUCCCGACGCCUUCAAGUGCAUCAUCGAUGUUUACUACUUUGAUGAAAUCCACAUAAAACCCGGAAUAUGCCCCAUCUGUUUCAUCAAGGAGAUGGAGUUCUGGAAAAUAGACCAAAGUGUUUUGGAUGAAUGUUGCAAAAGUUACUUGAAUGAGAAAGAGGAGGAGCUGACAGAGAUUGCAAGUAAAGUGAAAGUGAUCCUGGAGGAUCUGGAGGUGGAUCAGUGCAUUACGCGCAGCCAGCGAUGCCAGAGGUUCCUGUGGAGACUGAUGGAGAAGCCGGGUUCCUCGCUGCCGGCGCGCGUCAUUGCCAUCGCAUCCUUCCUCUCGGUGCUGGUCUCGGCUGUGGUGAUGUGCGUGGGGACCAUCCCGGAGCUCCAGGUGACGGACGCUGAGGGAAAACUGGUAGAGCACCCGACCCUGGAGGCGAUCGAGACUGCCUGCAUGUUAUGGUUCACCGCGGAGUACUUACUGCGCCUCGCCUCCUCUCCGAACAAGCUGCACUUUGCACUCUCCUUCAUGAACGUCAUAGACUUUAUGGCCAUCAUGCCUUUCUACGUGGUCCUGUCCCUCACCUACCUCGGCACCUCAUCCAUGAUGGAGCUGACUAACGUGCAACAGGCUGUGCAGGCGCUCCGCAUCAUGCGCAUCGCGCGUAUUUUCAAGCUGGCGCGCCACUCCUCCGGGCUGCAGACUCUGACCUACGCGCUCAAGAGGAGUCUCAAAGAGCUGGGGCUGCUCCUCAUGUACAUGGGUGUAGGGAUCUUUGUGUUCUCGGCGCUGGCCUACACCAUGGAGCAGAGCCACCCGGAGACCCUUUUCAGUAGCAUCCCGCAGUCUUUCUGGUGGGCCAUCAUAACCAUGACCACAGUGGGCUACGGAGACAUCUACCCCAAAACCACGCUCGGCAAGUGCAACGCAGCCGUGAGCUUUCUGUGUGGGGUGAUAGCCAUCGCCCUACCCAUCCACCCAAUCAUAAAUAACUUUGUGGUCUUCUACAAUAAGCAGAAAGUGUUGGAGACUGCGGCGAAGCAUGAGGUGGAGCUGAUGGAGCUGAAGUCUGGCAGGGAGGUGCGCAGGAAAAGCAGAUAUUAACUUGAGACUGGCGCACCAGCAGUGUGAACAAUUCUACAUAUUACCCCAAGACCUUUUGGACCAGAGAACGUCUCAAAGAUUGCAUUGUUUCUGUUGCUGCUUUGACUGUGUCACGUGCUGUUUAUUCCAUAUAAAUAUUUCGCCCAUAACUCUUGUUAUUGUGAAGAAUGUUGUUAUUAUUACAUUACAAGUUGUGCAUGAAAAUAAUCUGUACAUACACUGUACAUAGAGAAAAAAUAAAGCAUCAUCUGCAACCUGCAAAUCCACAGAGAAGCUGGCACUUGAGUCCAGAUUUUGACAAUAAUGAUAAAGCAAUACAGAAUGUCUUUAUUCAACCUUUAUUUAAUAUCAAGAAAUCGUUGAGGGCAAAGUCAUUGUUUUCAAUGAUGUUGAAAACAAACAAACAACGUUUAAAUCAAGUUAGAUAUGUAAUGUAAUCAGAUUUCAUUGCUUUGAUGACAAGUGUAUCAGUGUGGGUGGAUAUAUAUGCUAUCAUUUUAAGAAAUGCCCUAAAUUAGAAUAUUAGUUACGCUUUAAUAGACUAAAACUGGGUCAUAAAUUAAAGCCCCCAAAUAACAAGUGUGUGACUAACCUCUUUAAUCUGAUCACUCUAAAGUUGAAUGUAGAGGAAUAUUUUGUGUUUUUAUGUUGUGUUAUAUUGUGCCCUGUGUGGGUUGAUGUGACUAUUAAUUCCCCUGGGACAGAAAGGAAAACUAAAAAUCAACCUUUUAACCUACGAAAACACAAGGGCUUUUGUGAUACUUUUUCAGAAACAAGAAGAUCUCAACAAAUGUUCUCAUGUAUUAAUCAGGAAACACAGGUGACUGCUGAACAGCUGCAGAAGAUGCCAUCCACUCAAACCCAACACACCUGACUCCUCUUUCACAUUAGCUGGUUUGGUUGUCAAAUAUGUAAAUGCAUGCACAUAGUGUUUUAGUCAACACAGGGCAAUGUGCUCACUCCUGUCCGAGAUCUGCACUCAAUUGAGUGACCCAUUUUUCUGUAGUUUGUCUGAAAAGUGAAGACAAUGCAGAAGCAACUUAAACCUGUAUUCUUUCUAAUGACCAGUGGGGGACGAUUUCACUAGUUGCAAAAAGAAGUAGAAUACUGUAUGAGAGCAAUCAGAAGAUGACCCUACUUCUAAUCUUAUUUAAUUUUUUUCUUUAGUAAAUAUUUUCUAAUCAGUUUAUUGUCUCAAUCGCUAGUUUUGUGUUCUUUUCAAAGCAGGGUAUGCUUUAGGACAUGUCUACUUUGUGAUUUGUUGUGGGACUACAAUGUGUGGCACUCUGCUCCGCCUUGGUUGCAAAAUGUGAAUAAAUAUAUUCAUUCACUGCCUUUCUGUUGGGCAUCAA